AAUUUAUUAAGAAUGUCCGCAACUAAAAGAAAACAGUAUUUGUUUGAUAAAGACGUACCACUUAGUAAAUAAGCUUUAAGUGAACUUAAAAAAAUUUUGAAAAGAGAGAAGUUACAAAACAACGAAUUGCUGUCUUGCAGUAGUAGGAAUAUAAGUGACCAAAGUAAUCCUCAUGUUUUAUUGGAUGAAACGGACAAUGAUGUAAUAUCAUUAGCAUUAGACGAGUCUGUAUCGGCUAAUCAAAAUCCUAUCACAUCGGAGCAACAAUUACUGAUUAAUAAUAAUUCUAGUUUUGCCUGGAGUGACUUAUUAAGUGAUAAUGAAGAACUACAACUACCUUCAUGUACAAAGUCAACAUCAAAUAGUAUACGAGAACUUAUAAAUAAUGAGGAAUUCUUCAAUGUGUUGUCGUUGAAUGUGCAAAAAAGCCAAGCUGAAUUAUUACUGAUGUUAUUGAAAUUUUCAAUAGCAAACACCUUAUCAAUGACAGGUAUUUCUAAUUUGUUUAAACUAAUUAAUCUAGUAUGUGGCAGCGCUGUAGUACCUCAAACUCGAUAUAAAAUUGACAAAUUGUUUGAUGAUGACAUUAUUACACUACAUGGGGUAUGUCCUGCAUGUACAAAUUAUAUUGGAACAUUUCAAGAUUUUAAUUAUGUAGUAAAUUGUGCAAAUUGUGACAAACCUGUAAAUAUGUCAAAUCCAUCAAGUCAGUGUUAUUUUGCUAUAUUUGAUCCGUCAAAUGCAAUACAGGAUUAUAUAGAAACUAAUGAAAAUUAUUAUGAUUAUGUUGUAAAAGAAAGAGAGCAUGAAAAAAAUCAUAUAAAAGAUAUAUACGAUGGUGUGCUGUAUAGAAAAUUUGUUCAAAGUUUGAAAGAUUCUGAUCGCCACUCGUAUGCUACAGUAAUAUUUAACACAGACGGAGCACCAGUUUUCGAAUCGUCUACUUAUUCUAUAUGGCCUAUAUAUUUGAUUCUUAAUGAGAUUCCUAUACAGAGCAGAAUGAAAAGUGCGAUCACUGCUGGACUAUGGUUUGGCAAAGAUAAACCAAUAAUGAGCGUUUUCUUGGAUGCAUUCGUAAAUAUGAUAAAUGAUUUAUCAACAGUGGGUGUGGGUAUACCCUGUAUGAUAAAAAAUGAACGACGUAACCUGAAAAUUUUUGCAUUGGUUGCUUCUGUGGAUACUGUAGCUAGAGCACCAAUGAAUGGAUCAAGUCAAUUUAAUGCAAGAUAUGGUUGUGAUUGGUGUACACAUAAAGGGCAAUAUUUUCAAGGAAGCAUGCGAUAUCCUUUUCGGAUUCCAUUACCAAAAAAUAGAGAUCAUGAUACUACAAUCAAACAUGCAGCAGAGGCAGUUGAAACAGGUAAACGUGUUUUUGGAAUCGUAACUGCUUCUCCUCUUUUAAAUCUGAAGAAGUUUGAUAUUAUAGAAGGUUUUACGCCUGACUACAUGCACUGCUAUGUAGCAGGUGUUGCAAAACAAUUUACUACAUAUAUAUUGAGACAUUUAAGAAAAGCCGAUAUCCAGUAUAUUAAUCAGUUACUUGAAGCAAUCCGUGCUCCUCACCAAAUAGGUCGAUUAACAAGAUCUCUAAAAAAUAGAAAAUACUGGAAAGCUCGAGAAUAUGAAAACUGGCUUUUGUACUAUAGUAUUCCUGUUUUAAGUGCAGUUUUGGAUAAUGCAAGGAUUUUAAAACACUGGGCUCUUUUAGUAGAUGCUUUACACAUAUGCUUAGGAACAAAUAUUACGUAUACUGAAUUGAAUCGAGCGAAUGAAAUGCUACAUGAAUUUGUAUCGAAAGCCGAAGAUCUGUACUCUUUAACUUCAUUAACAUAUAAUGUACACCAGUUACUUCAUUUGCCUACGAGUGUGUACAAUUGGGGGCCAUUGUAUUCACAUUCGACAUAUCCUUUUGAAUCAGCAAAUUGUAAAUUGCUGCAGGCCAUUCAUUGUGCUAAGGGUGUUAUCUUACAAAUAGCAAGAUAUGACAAAAUUCAAAGAGCAAUACAAAUGUUGUCUAACAGUAUUUAUCCUACUUGUCAUGAAAGUGUUGUACAAUAUUGUGAAAACGUUAAAACUCCAUUGGGAAAGAAUAUAUAUAAAAUAUCUAGCAUUAAUUAUUUAGGUAAAGGAAAAAGUGCCAAUAACGAAACACUUGAGAAAUUUGGUAUAUCAAAAGAUGCACGAGUUUUUCACAAAAUUAUUUAUAAAGGAUGUUUGUUUAUGACUUCAAAAAAAAAAAAAAUGCUCGAUCAUGCAAUUACUUUGCACAACUUGACACUGGGGAAUACGUAGAAAUAAAAUAUUUCCUAAUCAACGAUAAAAGUAAUCAAGAAUUGACUAUUUGUCAGCUAAUUAAGACAAAGCCCAAUAAGUAUUCAUCAUUUGUACAAGAAGUGUUAGAAUUUUCAAACGAAUUAUGUAUUAAUACAACCAAAAUAUCAGCAACCUGUGUAUUUAUUGAAAUAGAAACUAAAAUGUACAUAAUUGCAGUGCCGAAUCAACUAUUUUAUUAAUAACGAUCAUUAUGUGUUACUUAAUAA
This is a messenger RNA of Nasonia vitripennis (jewel wasp), 2540 nucleotides long. RefSeq lists its product as uncharacterized. The record is from RefSeq and is a predicted model, not a curated record. Lineage: Eukaryota; Metazoa; Arthropoda; Insecta; Hymenoptera; Pteromalidae. The coding region runs from base 448 to 2292 and encodes 614 amino acids. The transcript has 3 exons.